AUGGAUUUGCAGGGAAUGGACAGUUGUGGAGCAUGUGGAGCGGCCGAUCUCGACCACAUUGGGACUUCAGUGGCCAAUCGGCGGGUCAAAUUUGCCCCCUGCAGCCAGGCUCUCAAACUCUGGCCCGGACGGAGCCGGCAGAUCUGUUGCUAUCGCCGACUUUGGAGGGCGAAUUUGCGGGCCGUUGUGUCUUUACUAGCCUACUGGAUACAUGGCUAUGCCUUUGCUUUUGGAGAUCAAGACAGAAUUAUUGGAAAUAAGAAUUUCUUUACUUCUGGCAAUGUCAACUUCUCACACUUCUUUUAUAAUUAUGCAAGAUGUGCUAUUGUAACUACGAUCGUAUCUGGAACUAUUACCCGAAGGACAGAACCAAUUGGUUACAUUAUGUCAAGCUACAUGUUAGCAGGAUUUGUGUAUCCAAUUGUUUCUCGUUUCUUUUGGAAUCAAUCUGGCCUUUUUUAUGUACGUCUCCCAGUUCAGGACUAUGCUGGAAGUGGAGUAGUGUUCUUAGUCGGUGGCACGGCAGCACUAAUUGCAUCAUUUGUUACAAAUCUACAUGUUGAACACUGGCAAACACCAAAGAUCAAUAAAGAAUACAGUUUACCUCUUACAGUUCUUGGUGCUUCCAUGGAACUUGUGGGCUCCUUAGGUUUUAUUGUUGGUGCACAAGGUCACAUUACAGAAUCUGGAGAUGGUCAAUCAGCCAGCCUUGCCGCGGUCAAUACUCUACUAUCAACAGGAUCUGCAGGUUUAUGUGGCUUAAUUUACCUGAGAAUGAAGAGCGACUCCUACAAUAUAAUACGAUUGGUUAAUGCAGCUCUCACUGGCUUGGUAGCAAUUUGUGGAGGUGCCAACAGAUACUUUCCUGGAUUGGCAGUAAUGUGUGGUUCCACAGCAGCUCAAUUAUAUUUCACACUUGAACAUUUAUUCGCAUAUGUAAAGAUCAACGAUCCAACAGAUGCUAUAGCCAGUAUGAUACUUUACUGA
Messenger RNA from Amblyraja radiata (thorny skate), 987 nucleotides. Its product is annotated as putative ammonium transporter 1. Gene Ontology annotation, biological process: ammonium homeostasis; ammonium transmembrane transport. The transcript has 7 exons. Bases 1 to 987 code for a protein of 328 amino acids. The record is from RefSeq and is a predicted model, not a curated record. Lineage: Eukaryota; Metazoa; Chordata; Chondrichthyes; Rajiformes; Rajidae. Gene Ontology annotation, cellular component: plasma membrane. Gene Ontology annotation, molecular function: ammonium channel activity.